AUUUCCAAAAACCUAACCUUUUUUGAUUUUCCAAUUUUUUGCAAUGACAGCAAAACAGUGACAGAAGUUUAGAUACAAAAACUUGUUUAUAAUGAUAUAAAAAAAAUUAAAUUCUUAUUUUAAAGUUGGAAGAUUUAAAAAACAAAAUUCAAAUCUGAAUUUUUUAAUUUUCUAUCAAUGAUAUAUUUACAAGGAAUUUUAAGUGAAAAAAAAUAUACUGGGAAUGACAUAACCUUAUUUUUUAUAUAGAUGAGGAAUAAUUUUAAAAAACAUUUGUUUAAUUGCUACAAAAAAAAAAUGAAACUUUUAAAUGUAACAAUUUUAAUGUCUCUGUGAUAUGAUACGCAAAACAAUUUUUAAAAAAGAAACCUUUUUUUAAUUCAUUGAAAGAAGAUGAAAAUGACUGUGAUUUUCAAACAUCAAAUUUUACUAAUUCAUCGACGAAAUCUUGGCACAUUCAAUGUAAAUAAAUUGAAACCGGAAUUUGUUUUAAGCAAUGAAAAUCGUCUAGCGUGUAUUCAAAAAUUAAAAUUAUAUAAAGUCCCAAAAAAGACAGAAUUAAAUCCAAAUAAAAAAGCAGCAAUUCUUGCACCACUUUGUAUUUAUAAUGGUGAUCUUGGAUUUCUCUAUACAUUACGAUCAUCGAGAUUAAGUUCAAAUCAAGGUCAAGUUUCAUUUCCAGGUGGAAUGCAUGAUGAAACAGACGCAACAUUAAUUGAUACAGCGCUAAGAGAAACGUGGGAAGAACUACGAAUUCCCAUAAAUAAUGUUAAUGUUUGGACGAGUUCUGAUUUAUUUAUAAGAAGAGACGUAAGUGUAUUGCCGGUACUUGGCUAUAUUGGUGAAAUUGAUCCUGAGAAGCUCAAUAUAAAUACACGUGAAGUCGAGUCAGCCUUUGUUGUCACAUUGAAAAAUCUUUGUGAUCCUUCUCUGUGUCGUUUUACACAAUUUCGAAAUAAUUUCACACUGCCAGCUUACCUAGGUGGUAAACAUCGUAUUUGGGGAUUAACUGCAGCGAUAACGCACAUGAUGAUGAUGGCACUUGUGCCAUCCGAUUGUUAUACUCAUAAAAUUACGUACCUGAAACCAAUUGAGAAAACAAUACAUCUAAACAGCCAAGUAUGACAAUUUUUUUUUUUUUUUUUUUAAUCUUUAGAUAGCUCUAUUAUAUUAAAUUUUAAUCAAAGAUUUGUAUAUUUUGUUUUUUAUGAAAAUAAAUGAAAAAAAAAGUUUUA
Messenger RNA from Leptopilina boulardi, 1235 nucleotides. Its product is annotated as mitochondrial coenzyme A diphosphatase NUDT8. The record is from RefSeq and is a predicted model, not a curated record. Gene Ontology annotation, molecular function: coenzyme A diphosphatase activity. Lineage: Eukaryota; Metazoa; Arthropoda; Insecta; Hymenoptera; Figitidae. The transcript is spliced from 3 exons. The coding region runs from base 394 to 1125 and encodes 243 amino acids.